CUUCUAAAUCCGGAUAAUUUUGACUCUAUUAAUUGUCAACGCUUAGAGCUCCGAUCGGAUAAUGUCGUCGGAAACCGAUAAUUACUUCCUGUCGGGGCCAACACACCUCACCGUCGUCGACUGGAGCAAUUCGAACCACCGGAGAUCUGUGGCGGCGUGUCUCGUCCAGGGAGUAUACGUGCUCGAAAACGACCGCCGCCACCGCCGCCAGGGCCCCGGCGCCGCCAUGGCGACGCCGUGGUGGGAAGCCUUCAAUUUCCAGCUCACCCAAAUCAUCGUCGACGAUGACCAGUCCUACUUCGGCGCCGUCUACACCUUUACCCCACCGUACCCGCCACCGCACCACGGAGGCUCCGGCGGCCAUCCGCCGCACCACGUGGUGGCCUUCCGCGGCAGUGCCGGAAAGUCCGGCGGCCGGACGGAGGAUUUCAAAACAAACAUCCAGUGUAUGCUCAGCAACCUCCACCAGAGCCGCCGCUUCCAAAUCGCCCUGGAACACGUUUCCGGCGUCGCUUCCAUGUCCGCCGCCGUCUGGCUGACGGGGCAUUCCCUCGGCUCAUCCCUGGCGCUGCUGAUCGGCCGGAAUUUCGCGGUGGCGCCGGCGCCGGUCCACCUGGAAUCGUACCUCUUCAACCCGCCCUUCGCCUCGCUCCCGAUUAAAAACGAGAAGCUGAAAACCGGCCUCCGGUUCGCCAAUAGCGUCCUGACCGCCGGUCUGGCGAUCGCCGCCAAAAGCGGCGCCGCCGCCGCCGGAAAUAAGGAUUCCGACACGUUUGCGGCUCUGAGUACGUGGAUUCCUUACCUGUUCGUGAACCAAUCGGACACGGUUUCUUCGGAAUACAUCGGAUAUUUCGAGCACCGGGAAAAGAUGGAAUCGAUCGGCGCCGGAAAAAUUGGGCGGUUGGCGACGAAGCAUUCGGUCGGCAGCAUUAUCUCGGCGGUUCGGGGGAAAGACUCGGAGCCGGUUCGCCUGAUCCCGUCCGGUUACUUGACGGUUCACUGCAGCCGGUCUGAGAAUUUCAGGGAAGCUCAUGGGAUUCAUCAAUGGUGGAAGCCUGAUUUGGAGUUGAAGUAUAAAUUGUACCAAAUAAAAAAUUGAGUCGAUUUUCAUUAAUGUAAUUUAUUGUUGUUUAUUUAAUUAUUUUGGUAUUAUUAUUAUUAUUA
Molecule: messenger RNA, 1164 nt
Organism: Andrographis paniculata
Lineage: Eukaryota; Viridiplantae; Streptophyta; Magnoliopsida; Lamiales; Acanthaceae
Product: GDSL esterase/lipase At4g10955-like
Exons: 2
Coding region: 62-1099 (345 amino acids)
Source: RefSeq, a predicted model, not a curated record